Messenger RNA from Morone saxatilis (striped sea-bass), 1480 nucleotides. It is a transcript of the gene creb3l4, whose product is annotated as cAMP responsive element binding protein 3-like 4. Gene Ontology annotation, molecular function: RNA polymerase II cis-regulatory region sequence-specific DNA binding; DNA-binding transcription factor activity, RNA polymerase II-specific. The record is from RefSeq and is a predicted model, not a curated record. Lineage: Eukaryota; Metazoa; Chordata; Actinopteri; Moronidae. Gene Ontology annotation, cellular component: nucleus. Gene Ontology annotation, biological process: regulation of transcription by RNA polymerase II.
AUGAAUGGAGCUCUCAGAUGUUGUUUUCAGACUCGUGCAUCGUGAACGAGCUGCCCGUGCUCCCUGCAGCUCGCCUCGACGGCAGUUUGACCCUCGUCGACCCUCCGAGCCCCGACAGUGAUCUGCUGUACCCAGAUCUCCAGCUGACCGAGGAGGAACAGAAGCUGCUGAGCCAGGAAGGAGUUUCUCUGCCCAACAACCUCCCCCUCACCAAGGCUGAGGAAAGAAUCCUGAAGAGAGUUCGGAGAAAGAUCCGCAACAAGCAGUCGGCUCAGGACAGCCGGCGGAGGAGGAAGGAGUACAUCGACGGGCUGGAGAGCAGGUCUCUGCUGGCUCAGCUGCGACAGCUUCAGUCUCUGAUUAAACAGACGGUCAGUAAAGGAGCCCAGACCAGCACCUGCUUACUGAUCAUCCUGGUCUCUCUGGGUCUGAUCAUCAUGCCGAGUUUCAGUCCGUUCAGCCGCAACUCGUCCGCAGACGACGACUACAGACCCACAGGAGUUAUCUCCAGAAACAUCCUGACUGACCCCUCCUCCUCCUCCCAGCCCGCAGCAGACGGCGCCGACGGUCCAGCCGUCCAGUCCGACUCUGCGUCACCGCCCUCUGAGCUCAGCCAAUCGGGACCUCCGGAUGGCGCCGCCGUCCUCCAGGAACCGAUAGAAAACCCUGAAAAUACGGGCUUUGACGGGGCGGCCCAAGAGGGGAGCCGAUCGGGGAACAGCUCAGCUCUUGUUGCCGGGCAGACCGAACCUCUGGCGCUGCGUCUGAGCUCGGCGGCGGGGAAAGGAAGCCGCGAUCCCGCCAAACCUGCACACGCUGACGAGAUGUAGGCGAACUGCUCGUCAGGACACAUUCGCCGUUUUCUUCUCGUCUGGAACCUCUUCGAGGAUCCGCGGAUUCACGUUUCAGAAACCUUUUUGUUUCUGGACGAUUCUGAACCUCUCGGGGUCCGUUCAGCUCACAACUCACCUGAGAUGGAUCCAUAUUUUGGGAUGUUGUAGAAUUUGUUCUAAUGUAAUGAUAUUCCCACGGCACUCUGGCACCUCAAUGAUAAAAUGGACAACUCAGUUUGGUUUCAUUUUUUGCUCAUUAAAUCCAAAAUACUGCGUGUGUUUGAUUUGAGCUGUUCCUGUUAGUUGCCAGAAAAGCUAACGAGUUGGUUUUACAGGUACGGUUGGUUUUAUUUCCAUUGUGAUCAGUUAAUUUUUCACUUUUUAAGGGAUUUUUCAGACAGAUUGUGACGUUUUUUUAAGGCCCAGUUCACUCUGCCAUAACCCAACACCGCUUCAUUACCUGCUGACCGGACGUCUGCCUCUCCGCCUUUGUGGCCUUUUUCACCCCUUAUAUUAUGGUUACAGGGUUCGUACAAAGUCUUCAUCAAAGUUUGGAAGAUGUUUAAUUCUAACUGUUGUGUUUUAACGGUUGGGAAUAUGCUUGAAUUGUAAUAUACUCCUUAUAAAAUGAUUGAUUUUCAACAUAA